Molecule: messenger RNA, 6765 nt
Organism: Manis javanica (Malayan pangolin)
Lineage: Eukaryota; Metazoa; Chordata; Mammalia; Pholidota; Manidae
Gene: SYT3
Product: synaptotagmin 3
Biological process (GO): calcium-ion regulated exocytosis
Cellular component (GO): exocytic vesicle; plasma membrane
Molecular function (GO): calcium ion binding; SNARE binding; phosphatidylserine binding
Source: RefSeq, a predicted model, not a curated record
CCUCUCCCCUGCAGCGCCUUGGGACCCCGGCAUCACAGAACCGCCCCCCCGGCAAAAAAAUUUCCCAUUCUCUCUGCAGCCGGGAGAGGCAUUGAGGACUUCAACUCCCAGCAGGCCCUGCAGCUCCGGUCUAUGAAGCUGCAGCAGAGCGAGCGCAGGGCCUGCCGGGAAUUGUAGUCUCGCAGCUCAACGGGAGCUGGGGCCCCCGGAGGUGGGAGGGGGGUGCCGGACCUCCCAAGGGUCUCCCCGAGUCGAGAAACUGGCCCCAGUAAGACAAGAUGUGAGUCCGGACUGAGCUUUUUCUCCCGGAUACGGCCCCAGAUCCGGCACCCCUCCCACCACCUGGCGCGUGGGGACGGGUCCGCAGCGUCUUGUCCGCCCUACAACCCCCAUGGGUUGCCGCCAGCCGCCGCCUCGGCCGCUACUCAGGACACCGCAGGGAUAAGCUCAGCAGGAAGUUGGAGAACGCGUGGGGUUCGCUCCCUGCUGGAUCUGCAGCAGCUGGCACAGGACCUGGCAUGUAGUUGGUGCUCAAUGAAUAUUCGUUGGCUGCAUGAAUGAUGAAUGGCUGCCCCCUUAUCCAUCCCUAAAUUCUGUCCCUCCAUCUGUGCAACCCUAACCUUUGUCUCCUUGUCUGUCUAUCCCUUUAUUUGUGCAUCCUUAAUCUCUUUGCCCCUUGACUGGCCUUCCCACCUUGUCCUUCUUGUCCACUUGUCCCUAUUCUCUGUCCUCUGUCCACUCAUGCCAGUUUCUAUCCCCCUGUUACUGUCUCCUUGCCUGGCCACUGACUUUCAGUCCUUUCGUCCAUCUGCCCCUAAUUUCUUUUCCCUUGUCCAUCCCUCCCUAAUUUCCAUCCCCUUCUCCAUCUACCCCCAAUCUCUGGCCCUUCACCUAUCCUUCCUGUCCUCUUUCUCUUUCUGCCCUUUAUCCACCUCCGCUCCCCAAUCCCGGUCCCUAUCUGCACCCUGGCCCGGCCCCUCCCAAGCACAGGACCUGCCAGCCACCAUGUCAGGAGACUACGAGGAUGACCUCUGCCGGCGGGCACUCAUCCUGGUCUCGGACCUCUGUGCACGGGUCCGAGAUGCUGACACCAGUGACAGGUGCCAGGAGUUCAACGACCUGCGAAUCCGAGGCUAUCCCCGGGGCCCAGAUGCAGACAUCUCCGUGAGCCUGCUGUCGGUCAUCGUGACAUUCUGUGGCAUUGUCCUUCUGGGCGUCUCCCUCUUCGUGUCCUGGAAGUUGUGCUGGGUGCCCUGGCGGGACAAGGGCGGCUCAGCAGUAGGCGGGGGCCCCCUGCGCAAAGACCUAGGCCCUGGGGUCGGGCUGGCAGGCCUGGUCGGCGGCGGUGGGCACCACCUGGGGGCUGGCCUAGGUGGCCAUCCUCUGCUGGGGGGCCCACACCACCACGCCCACACUGCCCACCAUCCGCCCUUCGCUGAGCUGCUGGAGUCCGGCAGCCUAGGGGGUUCUGACCUCCCUGAGCCGUCGUACUUGGACAUGGACUCAUAUCCAGAGGCCGCAGCAGCCGCAGUAGCCGCUGGGGUCAAACCAAGCCAGACAUCCCCCGAACUGCCCUCUGAGAGCGGAGCAGGCUCUGGGCUGCUUCUGCUGCCCCCCAGUGGUGGGGGCUUGCCCAGCGCCCAGUCGCAUCAGCAGGUCACAAGCCUGGCACCCACCACCAGGUACCCGGCCCUGCCUCGGCCCCUCACCCAGCAGACCCUGACCCCACAGCCGGACCCAGGCAGUGAGGAGCGGCCACCUGCCUUACCCUUACCCCUGCCAGGCGGGGAGGAAAAAGCCAAGCUCAUUGGGCAGAUUAAGCCGGAGCUGUACCAGGGGACUGGACCUGGCAGCCGGCGUGGCGGUGGGGCCCAGAGCUCUGGAGAUGCCGGCUCUGGGGCGCCCUGCGGCCGCAUCAGCUUUGCCCUGCGGUACCUCUACGGCUCCGACCAACUGGUGGUGCGGAUCCUGCAGGCCUUGGACCUUCCUGCCAAGGACUCCAACGGUUUCUCAGACCCCUAUGUCAAGAUCUACCUGCUGCCUGACCGCAAAAAGAAGUUUCAGACCAAGGUGCACAGAAAGACUCUGAACCCCGUGUUCAAUGAGACAUUUCAGUUCUCGGUGCCCCUGGCUGAGCUGGCACAGCGCAAACUGCACUUCAGCGUGUAUGACUUCGACCGCUUCUCGCGGCACGACCUCAUCGGCCAGGUGGUGCUGGACAACCUUCUGGAGCUGGCCGAGCAGCCCCCAGACCGCCCGCUGUGGAGGGACAUCGUGGAGGGUGGCUCGGAAAAGGCAGAUCUGGGGGAGCUCAACUUCUCACUCUGCUACCUCCCCACGGCCGGGCGCCUCACAGUGACCAUCAUCAAAGCCUCUAACCUCAAAGCGAUGGACCUCACCGGCUUCUCGGACCCCUACGUGAAGGCCUCUCUGAUCAGCGAGGGGCGGCGUCUGAAGAAACGGAAAACCUCCAUCAAGAAGAACACGCUGAACCCCACGUACAACGAGGCGCUGGUGUUCGACGUGGCCCCCGAGAGCGUGGAGAACGUGGGGCUCAGCAUCGCGGUGGUGGACUAUGACUGCAUCGGGCACAACGAGGUGAUAGGCGUGUGCCGCGUGGGCCCCGACGCCGCCGACCCGCACGGCCGCGAGCACUGGGCCGAGAUGCUGGCCAACCCCCGCAAGCCCGUGGAGCACUGGCAUCAGCUGGUGGAGGAAAAGACUUUGACCAGCUUCACUAAAGGCAGUAAAGGAUUGUCAGAGAAAGAGAACUCAGAGUGAGGGGUCUGGCCUAGGCUCAGGAUCGGACCAGGCCCCCUCAGGACCCCAUCUCUUCCUGCCCGGACUGUGAAUUCAUCUCCUCGAAGCCAUAACGUCCGAGCUGCGUGGUGCGGGGCAGCCCUGGGCUGCCCACCCUUCUACCCCCCAGGAGGCGUGAGGGUGGGAGGCAGGCGGGCUCAGCUCCCUGUGACUGGAUGGGGGGAAUUCAGCUGCCACUGUGUCUGUCUGCCCUUCCCUGGGGCUCCCCUUCCAGGCAAGGGGCUGUGCAUGUCUGGGGGAUCCCAGCCCCCCAAAACCCUCAGUCUGUCUGUUUGUCUGUUUCUUUGCUGUUAGUCCAAAACUUGGUGUCCUGACCCUUAUUUUCACCUGAAUGUCAGCAGAGUAAUCCUCCAUGUUCCCCCAGACAUGUACACACCCACGUCUACCCCUUCUGUUUGCCACACCCUGCGUCUGGCUGAUCCCCCCACCGCUGCUGCUAUCAAUGCCAGAAUAAACAUAUACUGUGGGUCUCACUCCAUCUGGGGCUCUUGUCCUCUCUGAGAUGGGGAAGCUGGGUUGGAACAUCCUGGAUCUGGGUUCAGAUGAAUGUUUCAUUCACUGACUAGGUGACCUUUGCAACUUAGCUGAUCUCUCUGAGCCUUAGUGUGUAAAUGUUACAUUGGCCAGGACCACUAUGAUUAUAGGGUACAACAUGCAACACAAAUUACUGUAAGCCACAAGCAGAUUGGAAAGACCUGUGUGCAUGUGAGUCUGAGCAUACAGAAGGACUUCAGGCAUAACUGGAUCCAGGUGCUCAAGUGACUAUGCUUUGCUCUUUAUUGGUUUUGUUCUUAGACAAGUCUCUGCAGUGGUAAUAACUUAGCCAUUUGGAGCUCCAGACUUAUUGCAUCAAACAUAACUCUAACAGAAAGAGCUGAAAUGAUAGAGAUGUCUUUUGCUCAGAUAACAAGUCUUUCAAAGACACCCAGUCCCAGGGUUCAUUUGGCUGUUCAAGAACAUCAGGCAUGGGGUUGGCAUCUCUGAGAUUUGUUUUGCCUUCCAUUCAUGAGUACAAACUGUCUGCAGGAGCACAUGCAUUAUGUUCUCACGCGGUGACAGCUAAAGCAGGAAAUGUAGACAAGGGCCACUCCUUAUGUGUUCAUCCUUUUUUCUCCCCCAAAGAGUUCUUCCUCACUUGCCAGAACUGGAUUCUAUGGCCACCCUGAGUUGCAAAGCAGUCUGGGAAAGUGAGCAUCUGUCAUUUUCUGGUCUCCACCGUGGGGUGUAGGCUUUGUCAGCCAGGAAGCACAGAGAGGGUGAAAGAUCUUUGGGUAGAAAAUUAACAGGACCUCCUGUAAUUGCAAGAAAUUAACAGGACCUGCUGUAAUUGCCCUCAGAGCAGAUGAUUUCAGAGGAAACAAAAUCGGGGUUCUUGCUUUCUCUCCCCCCCCUGUCUCCCCCCACUGUCUUCUGUGUCUCUGUCUUCCCUUUUCCCUUUUCCCAUCUCUGUCUUUCUCCCUUUGCCUCAGUAUCAGUCAGGAAAAGGAUUCUGAUUGGUCCUGUGCAGGCCUUGGAUGACCACCUCAGGCCAAUCGAGCAUCCAGUUGAUGAGCUUGCUGUUGGGCCCACCCCUGCCAUGACUGACUCCUCCUGCCCUGCCCACCUGCCUGCAUUGGCUCAGACCACCUCAGAACCUCAUCCCUUCUUGCCCAGUUGUGAAUGAAUCUCCUAAAGUUGAAGUAUUCUUUAGAAGAGAACAUAGGGGUCCUUUGAUUCACAGCCCCAACAGAAUCGCAUGGCAGUAGGCAGGGGAUCUACUUUCAAAGUAGAAGAUGUCCCCUACAUUCUGCCCUUGGCUCUUUGGUGUUAAUUCACACCCAUUUGCCCAUGUAUACUAUUUCGAAAUUAUUUUCUACCAUGAAAAGUGGUACAAGCACUGUAUUCAUUUGCUAGGGCUGCCAUGACAAAUUUCCAACUGCCUGACUGGAAACAGCAGAAACGUGUUCUCUCCUAGUUCUGGAGACCAGAAAUCUGGAGUUAAGGUUUCAGCAGGGUUGGUUCCUUCUGAGGCUGUGGGAGAGAACCUAUCCCACGACUCUCUCCAAGCUCCUGGUGGCUGCUCACAAUCCUUGGCAUUUGUUGGCUUGUAGAUGUGUCACUCCCUUCUCUGCCUCCAUCUUCACAUCGUCUUGUGCCUGCGUGUGUCUCUGUCGCAAAUCUCCCUCUCUCUUUCUCUUUUUAAAAGCACACGUAGCACUGAUUUAUUUUUCAUUGCAUUCUAACUAGGGAUACAUUUACUCUCUUUUCUCAAGGAGUGAGCAGCACCUUUCAGGCUCUAAUGAAUGUCAAGGUUAUAAAGAUACAAUACGAUUUGUAAAGUUCAGCUUAAAGAUACACAGGGCAACCUAUUAGCAUCCACAAGAAUCAUAGGAGACAGACCAUCAUGCCAAAGAAACGUACCCUUCAAUGUGGCACUCUACUGUCUUCUUGCACAUGGUGUUUUUUUGCAGUCUUUAAUGAUGUCACUGUCUUCAGCAAGACUUUAUCUGAUACACAAGGGAGAUCUGAAGUCAGACAGCCUAGAUUCAAAUUCCUCCUCGCCGUGUGUUAGCUCUGACUCUGGGUAAAGUAGAUCUCUGAUAGAGAAAAUGAUAAUGUGUACUUCAUAAGAGUGUUAUGCAAAGUAAAUGUAAGAAUGCACCUGAAACACUUCACAGAAUAGUUGGUAUAUAGUAACAUGACUCAAAUGUUAGCUAUUAAUAUUGAUAAGUAGUGAUGAUUGUGAUUGCAAAUGUUUAUGAUGUAUUACUAGACUAUAUUUGUGCAUUAGGAAUCUUCAUAAUCACUUUAAUAUUGACUGACCUAAUGUGGAGGGAACAAAAUGUUUCAGUGCAGAGAAAUGUAAACAGGAUAAUUUUAUCACCAGUUUGCUGUGAAUAAGCAUGAGGUGGUAACAGUAAUUUCUACAUGGCUUUUUCUUUCUUUCUUUCCUACCUUUCUCUUAUAAGGACACCUGUCAUUGGACUUAGGGACUAUCUAAAUCCACGAUGAUCUCAGCUAGAGAUCUUAAUUAUGUCUGUAAAGAUUCUUUUUCCAAAUAAGGUCACAUUUACAAGACAUGGACCUGUCUUUGGGGGACCACCAUUCAACCCAUUACAAUUAUCUUGAAAAGUGGUUUAUCAGUUCCUUAUAAAGCUGAACAUAAACUUAUCACGUGACUCAGCAGUUCCACUCCUAUGUAUUUACCUAUGAGAAACAAAAUCAUCCAUCCAUGUAAAUGGUCACAGCAGCCUUAUCCAUAAUAACCCCAAUUUGGAAAACUGGAAAUGAUCAAGAUGUCCAUCAAUAUGGGAAUGGAAGCAUAGUCAGCCAUGAAAAGAACUAUGUACUGAUAUGUGUAGCUCCAUGGAUAAAUCUCAGAAACAGUCUGUUUUGUGAAAGAAGAGAGUACAAAUCUCAGAAACAGUCUGUUUUGUGAAAGAAGAGAGUACAAAUUGUAGACAAGGGAACAAGAAUCUAUAGGGGCAGAAGUCAGAUCAGGGUUGCUUGAGGCCAAGGGAGUGGGGAUGGGGGACUGUUAACAGGCAUAAAGGGAGCUUUUGGGAUCAUGGAACUGCUGUUUCUUGAUUGUGGAGGUGGUCCACACUGCACACAUUUGUCAAAAUUCAUUGAACAGUACACUGAAAAUUGCUGCAUUUAAAAUUUUUUAAUUGUGGUAAAAUAUGUGUACCACAAAAUUUAUCUUAACUCUUCUUAACUGUACAGUUCAGUAGUGUUACUGUAGGUACUUCAUGUAAAUGAAAUCAUACAGUAUUGUCCUUGAGUUGAAACAUGUACCACAUUGAUGCAAGAUGUCAAUUAUAGGAAGAACUAGGGGUGGCAUAUUGGGGUGUGGAGCAUGAGUGUAGGGUUCCAUUACCUUAUGUCUUAGGGUAUAUGGGAACUCUGUACUUUUUGUUCAGUUUUUCCUGUAAACUUAAAACUGCUAAAAACAAAAUAAAACAA